GAGCUGUCUCAUGUGAUGAGAGUGUGUGAGUUUUCCUUUAAUUUUUGCUACUAUAUAGUAUUUAUUUGUUUCUAGCUCCUUCCCCUUGUGGAGAAUACGGCUGUGAAUUAAUGUGCAAUGAUGGCGGCUGUGAGCACGUAUCAAGGGUGUGUCCUGUUGGAUUCCGAAUGGCAGAGACUGUAAAUGGAGUGACCUGCACAGAUAUUGAUGAAUGUGAGGCCUCUUCAUGUGAAGGAACCUGCAUAAAUACAGAGGGAGGAUUCGUGUGUGACUGUGGGCCAGGCAUGAAGCUAUCUACUGACAGGACGAGCUGCUACGACAUAAAUGAAUGUCGGAGGCCAGGAACAUCCCAUCUUUGCAAACACUUCUGCCACAAUACUCAUGGAAGUUUCUUCUGUUCUUGCCGGGCUGGGUUUCUGCUUGAUCCAGAUUCACAAGCACCCAGACAAAAGCCAGAAUAUGUAGGUAGAACAUUUUUAAAAAAGUGAGAUAAAAUGCCUCCU
Messenger RNA from Xenopus tropicalis (tropical clawed frog), 503 nucleotides. Its product is annotated as von Willebrand factor C and EGF domain-containing protein-like. Gene Ontology annotation, molecular function: calcium ion binding. Gene Ontology annotation, cellular component: extracellular region. The record is from RefSeq and is a predicted model, not a curated record. NCBI's taxonomy places the organism in Eukaryota, Metazoa, Chordata, Amphibia, Anura, Pipidae. The transcript has 3 exons. The coding region runs from base 111 to 488 and encodes 125 amino acids.